CCUUGCUGGUUCGUACUUCGGCUUGCGUGUCACGUGCGCCAUAACCUUUAUCCUUCCCAAUUGAGAUCAAAACAACACAGCCAUGUGUUUGUUCCCUGGCCCUUCCUUUCAGAACAACAAGCUACCCAAUUAUGGGCUUCAAAAAGUACAACUUCCAGGAGUUGACAGCCAGUAUCCAGGCGAAUUUAGACGCAUCCAACAUCCCAAAUGCCAUCCGCGAUACAUGCCGUAUGAUUGAGACCCCGAUUGAGACCAUCCCCAAUGCGAAGCAGGCUCCCCGCGGACAGGACCCCCUCGAUCUCUACCUCCAGUCUUUGUAUAACACUGAUCUCCAAACAAUUACCAUCCCCCUCCAUAAUGGAUUGGUUAGUGUGGAUGUGUCUGGAGUGCACCUUACCCCUCUAGACUCCUUCUUGGCAGCGAAACGUGCUCACAGACAACCCAGGGGCGCGGCGGCGAAACAGAGGCUGACAGCAAAGACUUUAGACCUGUCCAGUUUAACAUCCACUCCAAUGAAGAGACCCCUGGCCUAUGUAGGGGAGGACACUAUGGACGAUUCACACGGAAACGAGUAUCCUUCGGCAAAAAAAUUAAAGAGAGGCAGCCAGAAUGCUAACUUGUACCUCUUGAAUGACUCGCCGUUUGCCCUACACACACCUUCCCAGCCAGGCAGGGCUGCUGCCUCCACGCCUUUCGCCACAACACCAUUUUUUAUGAAGAAGAUGCACAUAUCGGGAGGCGAGUUGCACACUCCGAAUGCCAAUAACGGGUUGCCCGGUAUGAUCAAGCCGAAGAAUAUAUUGAAGAUGCUUGACUCGUCACUCAUCCACUCUUCGGACUUUAUCGAUGAUUCCAUGUUGAUCAACGAGUACACCCAGCAGUAUGCCGGCCACACCCAGGGAAGUAUCCUCGUGAACACACCGCUGACACACCGGAAACGCACCGACUUGACUAAAAUGUUGGAGAUAUCCGCAGAUGAGUUGGAACGUGCCAAGAAGGAUGAUAUGUAGGGGGUAAUAAAGACCCUGUUUUCUUUUAUGCAGUUGCAUAUACAUUAUUUGCCAGUUUUAUUGCAAUAACCAUACAUUCUCCUGUGGUAAUUUUAAUUGCAAUUUUCUGUAGAAAUUGUGCACAAUGGGGGGUUUUACAUGUCAUCGUGCCUUUGGUAUCACGCAUCAAACGGUUAUUCCAUGUUUGGGCUAGGGGAUCCCCCGUUUCCUUCGGAUGGUUUGGUCUACACGUUAAAAUUGAGACUUAUAACGUCUAGAAAAACGAAAACUUGUUUCUGAAUCUAAACUUGACAAUUGUAAAAACGGAUGAAUCGCAAAUACAGCAUUC
This is a messenger RNA of Babjeviella inositovora NRRL Y-12698, 1338 nucleotides long. RefSeq lists its product as uncharacterized. The coding region runs from base 132 to 1010 and encodes 292 amino acids. Lineage: Eukaryota; Fungi; Ascomycota; Pichiomycetes; Serinales. The record is from RefSeq and is a predicted model, not a curated record. The transcript has a single exon.